AUGAUGCAGGCCGGAUCGACUCCAGAGAGGAUUAGGUCCAGGACUCGCUGGUCGCAGCUUCGACCCCGCACCCUGUGUGCGUUGGCGUUCACCGUCGGCUCAGCAGUUGCAGGCGUGGCCGCGUUCUGCGGCCCCCGGAACGACAUCAGGCAGGCGCUGGCUCGCCCGCAGCGAGAAGUCGCUGUGCACCGCCCCGCCACAGCCACUCGGCCAGCCGAGGGCUCCAUCCUGGACCGGCCACCUCAGGUGCUGGCGGAAGAUGCGCUCAAGCUGCUGCAGGAGGUCGGCGAAGUUGCUGCUUCCACUGGCAUGGAGAUGGGCCUGCGGAGAGGACUACAGGCCGCACAGGCUGCUGCAGCCACCGCUGCUGAGGUCGCACGAAAGCCACCUGCGGAAUUGGACGAAGCGUUCGUAGCGCAGGUCUUGAGGAAGCUCUUCGAGCGGCUGGGUUCGACCUACGUCAAGCUGGGGCAGUUUAUUGCCUCCUCGCCGACUGUCUUCCCGGCCCCCUACGUCAAGGAGUUCCAGAGCUGCCUGGACUCGACGAGCACCGUCAGCUUCGUGGAGGUCAAGCGCAUCAUUGAGCGGGAGCUUGGACGGCCGCUGCGAGACGUCUUUGCCUACGUGGACCCGACGCCCCUGGCUUCGGCAUCGAUCGCGCAGGUCCACACGGGGCGGCUCCGAGAUGGUAGCGAGGUGGUGGUCAAGGUCCAGAAGCCGGGUAUCGAGGAGGUGCUCAAGACAGACCUUGGCGUUGUCUACUUGGCGGCACGUAUUUUAGAGUUCAUCAAUCCGGACCUUAACAUCCGCGGAUCAUUGGCGGACAUUGCCUCCGACCUGCGGCAGUCAAUGCUCGGGGAGCUCGAUUUUCGGGAGGAGCAGAAGAACCUGGACGUGUACCGCGACUUCCUGCAGGAGAACGGCUUGACGGCCAUCGCCGUCGCGCCGAAGCCUCAUCCGGAAGCCUCGUCCAGGCGCGUGCUGACCAUGGAGCGCCUUGCGGGCGUCCCUUUGGUGGACUUGGAGGGCAUCAAGAAGUACACCCCGGAUCCGGAAGCGACGCUGGUCAACGCGCUGAAUGUCUGGGCUCUCUCCGUGCAGAAGUGCGAGUUCUUCCAUGCCGACGUCCAUGCAGGGAACCUCCUGGUACUCGAGGACGGCCGGAUCGGCUUCAUCGACUUCGGCAUCGUUGGGCGGCUCUCGCCACAGAUGGCGACGGGCAUCGACAAGCUGAACACCGCGCUGGCCGCCAGUGACGCCAGGGGAAUGGCAAAUGCCCUGAUUUCCAUGGGAGCAACAGUUGGUGAGGUUGACGAAGAAGCCUUUGCAGCAGACAUCGAGAACCUCAUCUCCUCACUGGGGAGCACUCUGGACAACACCACUGACAUGGCGGUGGAUGAGUCCAAGAUCCAGGAUGUUGUCCUUGACAUUGCCCAGGUGGCCGGAAACAACGGCCUCAAGCUGCCCAGGGAGUUUGGCCUCCUUAUCAAGCAGUCCUUGUACUUCGACCGCUACACGAAGCUUCUCGCUCCUGACUUGAACAUGAUGUCCGACGACCGCAUCGCCAAUUUCGGCCAGGAGAAAGGGCAUUGGGUGGCGGCUGUUUUCGUCAAGCGUCUGGGCUUGAGAUCUCCUUCCUGGGUGGCGCCCAUUGCACAGUUCGUGGACGAGCAGUGCAUCAUCUUUGAGGAUGAGGAGGAGAACAAGCUGGAGUACACGGAAUGCCACAACGAGUUUCGUCAGCUCAUCGAUAAUCUGCUGGCGGCGCACCUACUGGAGUUGGACGUGACCAAUGAGCAGUUCGAGCAGUUCUGCCAGAGCGGGCUUUCCACGAAUUCGACACUGCACCGGGUCCUGGUGGAGCAGCUCUUGGCCGUUGAUGACUUCCUGAUCUUCAAGGCCAUGAUGACGAAGCGGAAUGGUGAUUUGUACCGAGAGGCCCAAAGACGCGUGGACGCUGGCCAGCUCGACGAGGAGGAUUUCCAGGAGACGACCGUGGUCGAUGACGAGGAGGAGGUGCUCGGUGACCUCGGAAAAAUGACGGUGGAAGCUUCGCUCGUUGCCGAUGAGUGGAAGCUGUAUGAGGAUCAACUCUUCCAGGCCCUUGACGAGUCUCAGAAGGAAGACGACGAGCUGUUGCGGCAGCGACAAAAGGAGGAGGAUGAUCUGGAACGGGCUCUGGUGCUCUCGCUGCAGAUGGAGGAGGAGAGGAUGCAUACCCUGGCGGGGGAGGCAGCCCAUGCCUCGCCAUCCUCGAGUUCGACGGCUGGCCAGGAGUCUGUGCCGCCUCCGCCUGUGCCACCUCCCCCUUCGGAGGCUGCCUCCGCCACUGUGGAGUCCGCGGCCGUGCCUGCCGCUGCGCAGCUUUCGGCGUCCUCCCUGGGCCCGCUGAGGCUUCGAACGGGGCAGGCCAGUCCUGCCGCGCGUGAUGCGCGUGGGGCCUAUGACCGGCUCUCGCCCCGGGGCAUGGGGGCCCAGGAGUUGGAUGCCUAA
Messenger RNA from Symbiodinium natans, 2493 nucleotides. The record is from the annotation of a GenBank genome assembly. NCBI's taxonomy places the organism in Eukaryota, Dinophyceae, Suessiales, Symbiodiniaceae.